UAUCCCCAUUUGAUGCAAAUUACAAGAAGUUUCCAACAAUCAUUAAUGAAGGAAUGCCUCCCGAUUUAACAACCAGGAACCAGAAAACCAACCGUACACUCAUUAAUUAAUCGGUCCGACGUACUGCGCGCAGCACAAAAUGCGAGCUAAUUACCUCGCUUAACUCCGCAUCUACUCAUUAAUCCCCCCCAUUACCGAAAAUCCCUGAAUUAAAAAUCAUUUCUUCCGCCAGUUUGAACUCUUCAAUCUUCUUCCUCUUCUCCUCGCCGCCGGAGGAUUUUCUCACCACAAGUUUGGGAUCUUCUUCUUCUUCCUCCCCGCGUCUCCUUUUCCUCUCCCAGCUCUGGCAUUUGACUGAUCAAUGGGCUAUCUUUCAUGCCGAGCCGAUUCCUCGAUUGCCACCUGUCGCUCAAUCUCCUCCUUCUCCCCCGCCCAAUCGCAGCGUCGUAAGCCCAAGAAUGCACGCAGCUCUAGCGCAGCGGAGCCCGGCGAUGCAGAGAACAACGAGAAAGGGGAGGUUGCCGGAGCUACAUCUCUCUCCCAUCCUCGCAUCCGCAAUUUCUCAUACCGAGAGUUAGAAUCGGCAACCCAGAACUUCGCAGAAGCCGCACUACUCGGCCGAGGAAGCCAUGGCGCAGUCUACAAAGCUGUUCUCCGCUCCGGCAGAUCUGUCGCCGUUAAACGCCCCUCUCGCCGUCCGAUUCCUUCUCCUGCGCACGAAGUUGACAACGAGAUUGAGAUCCUUUCCCAUAUUCAGAACCCCCGUCUUGUGAACCUUGUCGGCUUCACCCCGCCCGGCGGGAAGAAGGAGCGGUUACUUGUUGUUGAGUUCAUGCCGAAUGGUACUCUCUACGAUCUCCUCCACUCCAACCAUCGCCCUCCAGGAUGGGCUCGCCGGCUACGCCUCGCUCUCCAGACGGCGAAAGCCAUCCUCGCGCUUCACUGUUCUCAUCCGCCGAUUAUCCACCGCGAUGUGAAGUCGGCGAACGUGCUUCUAGACGAACGGUUUAAUGCGCGUCUCGGCGAUUUCGGUCUCGCUCUCAAAAGCGAUGGAGAUGAGAACGAAGCCGGCGGAUUCAAUUCCUCUGUUCGAUCCACACCGCCUGCAGGGACUCUAGGGUACCUCGAUCCCGGUUACAUCACGCCGGAGAAUUUGAGUACCAAGACCGAUGUUUUCAGUUUCGGGAUUCUUCUGCUCGAGAUCAUCAGCGGUCGUAAGGCCAUUGAUGUAUCCCACUCACCACCAUCUGUUGUUGACUGGGCGGUGCCGCUCCUUAAAAAGGGGAAGAUCUUGGCGAUCUUUGAUCCGAGAAUUACUCCGCCGAGAGAUCCACUGGCUAGGCGGCAGCUUGCGUUACUUGCUUCUAGUUGCGUUCGAUCAUGCCGGGAUCGGCGGCCGACGAUGGUGGAGAUAGUUGAGCAACUCAAGAUUCUGAAUCGGACUGUGCCGGCUAGGGUUUGGACUGUGAGCGCUCCAUGCUCUGUUAUCGAUACAGAGAGUACACUUGUGAAGCUUAGAUUUGACAGGCGGAAGGAAAGAGAAGAGAAUCCUGCGAGGACAAAGAAAUCUCCAGCUUCUUUUUCCUCUUGUUCUUCCUCUCCUCCUCCUCCAUCCAGUACUCUUCCUCCUUUGAGGAUGGUGAAGUCUGCUGCAAAUGGUGUAGUCGCCAUUGGAGUUGACAGAAACAAUGAAUUACUUAACAGCAGAUCGAGGAGGUUGCAUGUUGUGCCUGCUACUUCUGAAGAUGAUGUGAUGUUAAAUCCGAGAAGAAAUCAAAUAGUAAGAGAAUUAGAGCCAGAGAAAGAAUGAAGAUUGGAUGGAAUCCAGAGCUUGGAUGCUUCAUGACUUUUGAUUUGAUGGUCGAAGGCCAUUUUAUUUAUAAUUCUUGUUGUUUGCUUACAUUAUUGUUAUUAGUAAGUAACUCCCAAUAUCAUUGUCAAAUGAUCAAUUCAGUUUUAUAUAUUCAAUUUGACCAAGUGAAAGGUUUUAUAUGAAAAUCUUUAUUGU
Phalaenopsis equestris is the source of this 2008-nucleotide messenger RNA. RefSeq names its product serine/threonine-protein kinase-like protein At3g51990. The coding region runs from base 362 to 1810 and encodes 482 amino acids. Lineage: Eukaryota; Viridiplantae; Streptophyta; Magnoliopsida; Asparagales; Orchidaceae. Gene Ontology annotation, biological process: protein phosphorylation. Gene Ontology annotation, molecular function: ATP binding; protein kinase activity. The transcript has a single exon. The record is from RefSeq and is a predicted model, not a curated record.